Tripterygium wilfordii is the source of this 582-nucleotide messenger RNA. Its product is annotated as cysteine-rich and transmembrane domain-containing protein PCC1-like. The transcript is spliced from 3 exons. NCBI's taxonomy places the organism in Eukaryota, Viridiplantae, Streptophyta, Magnoliopsida, Celastrales, Celastraceae. The record is from RefSeq and is a predicted model, not a curated record. Bases 129 to 374 code for a protein of 81 amino acids.
AUAUAUAUAUCCACUCCAAUUCACCAUAACAACAUCUUCAGCCUCUUAUAGGCCUUCUCUCUCCCCUUCAAGCAUACAAUAUUUUAUUGAUCAGUUUGUGAAAGGCUUUUUGUGGAAACGGAAUCAAGAUGAGCCAAUACAAUCAGAAUCAAUCUGCAGAGGCAUACCUAGCGCCGCCAUCAUCCGCGCUACCAACAUUGGUGGCACCGCCACCGGUCGGUUAUCCGAUGGGGGAUGGCACAGUCCAACCACAAAGUGAUGCUCCAAUUGAGACCAAGACCAGGGGCCCCUUGGGGUCUCCCUUGGGGUGGUGUAGUUGUUUCGCCAAUUGCGCUUCGUGCAUGAUGACAGCUUUGAGUUGUGGAACCUCAUGAGGCAAACUAAUGACUGAGAGACGGCGGCUUGCUUUGUUUUCUUGAAAUAUCAAUGGCUUUACAGAUUUUGUUUCCAAAAUAAAAUUACAUGGAAGCGUGCUUUCUAAGCCCAGCCCAAUUGACACAACUCUCACUCUCUGGAUUAUCAAUUAUUGUGUAAUAUGUUAUAUACAUUAUUUGGAUUGUUAGGUUUAAUUGUUUUUCCGGA